UCAGCCGAACAUUGGCUUCAACGUACAAUCAUAGCUUAUAUCGCAAGAAAUAGUGAUGAUGGCAACAAAAUUCACCGACGUCUCCCAAUUGUCUGGACAUCGUUUCUGGCAUUUUCGUCGAGUUCCAUCGACGAAAAUUGUCAGUAAUGUUCCUUGCUUAUCGAAGAAUUUCUUGAGGGACAGCACACUUGAUAGGCUCAAGAAUAGAAGAGGAAUCUAUGUUAUGUCUCCUGAUAUAUCAUCACCAAGUUUCAAAGUGGAGUUUCUUGAUGCAUUAGAUGAUGAAUAUGGUGGAGUUGUUAUUAAUCCUAACAGUUUACCAUCGAGUGCUAAUGCUUUCGUGUCUGCACUUCGCGUUUCUAUGUCUAAUUGGAAGUUGAAGGGGAAGAAGGGAGUAUGGCUCAAGAUAUUACUGGAACAAGCUGACCUUAUACCAAUAGCCAUAGAGGAGGGUUUUGAUUACCACCACGCUGAACCAGGCUACGUUAUGCUAACUCAUUGGAUUCCAGGCGGUCCUUGCUUGCUCCCGGCGAGCCCUUCCCAUCAGAUCGGCAUAGGAGGAUUUGUUAUCAACGACAAAAGAGAGGUUCUUGUGGUGAAAGAAAAAUGUCCCUGCACUUGCUCUGACGUAUGGAAAAUGCCUACAGGAUAUAUCGACAAGUCUGAAGAUUUAUUUUCAGGAGCCAUAAGAGAAGUCAAAGAGGAAACCGGUGUUGACACAACAUUCCUGAAGCUGGUAGCUUUCAGACAUGCUCACCUGGUGGCAUUUGAGAAAUCAGAUUUACUAUUUAUGUGUUUGCUCAAGCCAAUGUCUCACCAAAUCUCCAUUGAUGAAAAUGAAAUUCAAGCGGCUGAGUGGAUGCCAAUUGAUGAGUUUAUAAGCCAGCCUUUUUAUAAAGAGGACCAUAUGUCAAGACGGGCAAUUGAAGCAUGUCUCGCAGCUCAUGAAGAUCACUAUAAUGGGUUUAUCGCACAUCAGUUGACCUCAAAACUUGAUGGGAAACUAUCCUAUUUGUAUUAUGACAAUUCAGGCAAAUUUUUAGAUUUUUAAAAUCUUAAUAAUUUCUCAUUGGAUUGAUUUAUCCUUAAAUAUAAAGAUUGAUGUCACUCCGAUUUUAAUUUGGGUGUAUUUAUAAAAGAAAUAUAGUUGAUAUUGUUGA
Mercurialis annua (annual mercury) is the source of this 1160-nucleotide messenger RNA. RefSeq names its product nudix hydrolase 8-like. The transcript is spliced from 9 exons. Gene Ontology annotation, molecular function: ADP-ribose diphosphatase activity; NAD binding; NADH pyrophosphatase activity. The coding region runs from base 56 to 1051 and encodes 331 amino acids. The record is from RefSeq and is a predicted model, not a curated record. Lineage: Eukaryota; Viridiplantae; Streptophyta; Magnoliopsida; Malpighiales; Euphorbiaceae.